Molecule: messenger RNA, 1348 nt
Organism: Coffea arabica (coffee)
Lineage: Eukaryota; Viridiplantae; Streptophyta; Magnoliopsida; Gentianales; Rubiaceae
Product: adenylate kinase 4
Biological process (GO): nucleobase-containing compound metabolic process
Molecular function (GO): ATP binding; AMP kinase activity
Source: RefSeq, a predicted model, not a curated record
CCUCGGGAAUCCAAACAUGCCGCAGGAAAGCACAAUGCCCCCGUUUUCCCCCUCGCUCUAUUCUCCCACCCCUCGACUUCUUCCUUUUCUCUGCCUAUUACUAACGUCAAAGCGUUGGAAGGUCCGCGCUACCCGCCACAGCUCACCAAUCACGACGACACCUCCUCCUAACUCCUUUCUUCUUCUUCUUUUACUAGUUUUCUGCCACUGAACCUUCUUAUCACAUUCAUAUUUGUCGGCCCUUUUAUCAACAACCCAAGGGCCAAAAAAGAGCAAGAUCUGAAAAAAAAAUGGAAGCAGCUGCAGCAGCCAAUUUGGAGGAUGUCCCUUCUGUGGAUCUCAUGACUGAACUCCUCCGCCGCAUGAAGUGCUCCUCCAAACCCGAUAAACGCCUUAUUCUCGUUGGUCCACCUGGAUCUGGUAAGGGAACACAAUCACCACUUAUUAAAGAUGAAUACUGCCUAUGUCACUUGGCUACUGGUGAUAUGCUUAGAGCUGCUGUUGCAGCCAAAACCCCGCUUGGAGUUAAGGCUAAGGAGGCCAUGGAUAAGGGAGAGCUUGUAUCAGAUGAUUUGGUUGUUGGUAUAAUAGAUGAUGCUCUGAAGAAGCCUUCUUGUCAAAAGGGGUUCAUUCUUGACGGAUUCCCAAGGACAGUGGUCCAAGCGGAAAAGCUGGAUGAGAUGCUUGAAAAACGAGGUGCUAAAGUUGACAAAGUUCUCAACUUUGCAAUUGAUGAUGCAAUCUUGGAGGAGAGGAUUACUGGACGCUGGAUCCACCCUUCAAGUGGUAGAACCUACCAUACAAAAUUUGCGCCCCCUAAAGCACCUGGAAUUGAUGAUGUCACUGGAGAGCCUCUCAUUCAACGCAAGGAUGAUACUCCUGCCGUGCUCAAGUCUAGGCUAGAGUCCUUCCACAGGCAGACUGAACCGGUUAUUGAUUAUUACAAGAAGAAGGGCAUCGUUGCAAACCUUCCUGCUGAGAAGAAACCGGAAGAAGUCACGUCCGUGAUUAACAAGGCACUCUCCUGAUUGAAGAGGCUGCUGAGUUUUUCUGUUGACUAAACAUUGAACUUGUGUUUAUGUGGAUUUUGGUCGCAUAGAUAAAAUACAUCAUUCAGUUACUGACGGACCUGCUUCCUUCGUGGGGUUUUUGCCUUUUUAACGCUAAGCACGCUUCGGAAAUAGCUUUGGAAGAGAUUCUUACUCUUGAGUUAUAAAAUAAAUGUGGACAUUUUUCCAGAGGAUUAUGUUCCAUUGUAUUGCAUUGUUUCGAAUCAUUCAAUGGAGUUAUGACUCUGAUGCUCUGAUCUCGUGGGAAUUGGGGCUUUGAGCGUUUUACUUUUGUCCCA